Molecule: messenger RNA, 1293 nt
Organism: Sabethes cyaneus
Lineage: Eukaryota; Metazoa; Arthropoda; Insecta; Diptera; Culicidae
Product: acidic mammalian chitinase-like
Exons: 2
Coding region: 1-1293 (430 amino acids)
Biological process (GO): carbohydrate metabolic process; chitin catabolic process
Cellular component (GO): extracellular region
Molecular function (GO): chitin binding; chitinase activity
Source: RefSeq, a predicted model, not a curated record
AUGGUCUAUCAGCAUGUUCAACUGGCGAGCAACGGUUUAAUUGCAACGCUUGAUCUUAACGUGGCCGAACUGCAGCAGUUUGUCAAACUGAAAAGCGCUAGCAACGUGAAGGUUCUGGUAGCAAUAGGCGGCCCCAAGCAAAGCUCCAAACUGCUGUCGUCGCUUUUUGUUAGUAGCUCCCAACGCGUCGUUACGGCGAACGCGAUCCUUAGUUUUCUGACAAAGUACGACCUGGACGGAGUGGAUUUCCACUGGCAGUGGCCAGUUCUGAGCGGGGGCAAUCCGGAAGAUCGGGUCACAUUUCCUAAGUUUCUCCAACAACUGCAGUUGGUAUUGAAACCGGCGGGCAAAAUCCUUAGUAUUUCGGUAGCACCUACGAAGGAUCACUUUUUGUCCAGCUACGAUGUGGCUGCCAUCGAUCCACUGGUUGACUACGUCAAUGUGAUGGCAUUCGAUUUGCACGCCUUCUGGGAUGCACAGACCGGACACAACGCUCCGGUUUACCGUGCCGUUGAGGAAACUACACGAAGUGAGCGGGAGCUUAAUAUAGAUUUUAUUCUAACUGGUUGGAUUGCUACCGGCAUAAGUCCAUCCAAAAUUAUUCUUGGAGUAUCGACUAACGGGCAUAGUUUUAGGCUCGCGGAUGCCAGUGUCAAUGGUAUACGGGAUAGAACUGUGGGAGCAGGACCAGAACAAAAGUACACUCUGAAAAGUGGCGAUCUAAAUUACCUAGAGGCUUGUGAGAUGGUUCGAGAAGGUGGCUGGACAACGGUUUGGGACACCAGAGCACAGGCAUACUAUACGUAUAAGGGAACUCUAUGGGUGUCAUUCGAAAGCCAAGCUUCGCUGGAAGCAAAGAUGAACCUGGCAAGAAGCAACUCCAUCGGCGGAUUGGGCAUGUGGAAUAUGGAAGGAGAUGACGUGAAAAAUAUCUGCGGUGGUGGCCGCUUUACUCUAUUGAGCUUUAUUGCUAGUGCAUUGCUGCCAGCUUCGAGUGGAACAACUGUCGCAACAUCAACCACAGCCAAGACCACAACUACGACGGCAAAGACUACAACGACAACGGCCAAGACCACAACCACAACUACGACCCAAAAUUCCAAUGAACCGGGCGGAUACCCGGCGUACUGUCCAACCAGUGGGUUCGUCCGGGAUCCAUACGAUUGCAGCUCGUUCUAUCGUUGCACCCCCGGAAGUAAGUUUGUCGCUACUGGAAAGCAAACUUGUGCCAACGGUUUGAAGUUCGAUACCAAGAUUAACGUGUGUAAUUAUGCUGCUAGUGUCGUCUGUUAG